CCGCAAUGGAACGAUAUUGCGGGGAAUCUAAAGAGUGGAUAUGCUAUAGUGUUAAUCCUUCGCUUCUUUCUUAUCAAAAUAGCGGCCGAACGUCGGACAGUGCCGCCAUAAGAAUGACUCGAAUCGGUAUUGAAAACCCUGCUCAACAUCUCCAGGAUACGAUAAACCUGCUCGCGAAAGCUACAGUACAUCAGGGAUAAAACCGAUGACCAAAUUACCUCCUAACCCUACACCCAACCCAACCCAAGGCACAAUAUGAACGGCCUCGAAAUAGACCCCUUCAUCGCCACACUACCCAAGGUUGAGCUCCAUGUCCACAUCGAGGGAACACUCACACCAGCGCUGAGAUGGAAGCUUGCCCAUAGAAACAAUGUCCCCCUCCGUUACCCCACCUACGAAGCCCUUCUCGACUCAUACAAGGUAACAUACAACCACCGCCGCGAGCUCAAUGGCGACAAUGGCGCCCCCACAUUCCUAGAAACCUACUACGAGGGCUGCCGAGUCCUCUGCACAGAAGACGAUUUCUAUGAGCUGGCCAUGUCAUACUUCGAAAAGGCAAGAAGCAUGAAUGUACGCUAUGUCGAGCCGUUCUUCGACACCCAGGCUCAUACUCCGCGCGGCAUCCCCGUUGAGGCGAUCAUGAAUGGAUUUCUCCGCGCUCAGCAUGACGGGGAAAAGCAGCUAGGAGUGGAGAGUAACUGGAUCUUCUGUCUUCUGCGCGACCAUCCGGUUGAGGAGGGUCUUGAGGCGCUUCGUGCUGCGUUGCCGUGGGCCCGGACAAAAGACGGGAAGGGCAAGGGAUUGUUCCAUGCAGUCGGACUGGCGAGCAACGAGUACGAUCGACCUCCCGGGCUCUUCGAAGAAGGGUUUCGGCUUGCGAAGGAGAUUGGUUUACAUGUGACUAUGCAUUGUGAUGUUGACCAAAAGGAUGUGGUUGAGCAUAUGCGCGAGGGAGUCUUCGACGUUUGUGCGGGUGCGGGCGCGGAUCGGAUCGAUCAUGGUCUUAACGCUAUUGAUUCUCCCGAGUUGAUAUCGGAAUUGAAAGCUAGGAAUAUCGGGCUGACGCUUUGUCCGCAUGCGUACCAUCGCAGACAGGCUACGGAGGUCCUUUUUCCUAAGAUUAGGAAGUUGUGGGAUGAGGGUGUUCGGUUCUGUAUUAAUAGUGAUGAUCCGACAUACAUGCAUGAUGUUUGGAUUGAUGGGAAUAUGAUGAAGGCGUACAGGUAUUGCGGUUUUACUAAAUCGGAUAUGGGCAAACUGGUGCGGAAUGCGGUUGAGAUGAGCUGGGCUGACGAGGACACGAAGAGGAAGAUCUUGGGGGAAUUGAAAAGUGUACUGGCUGCUGAGAAUAAUCAGUAG
Molecule: messenger RNA, 1359 nt
Organism: Aspergillus alliaceus
Lineage: Eukaryota; Fungi; Ascomycota; Eurotiomycetes; Eurotiales; Aspergillaceae
Product: adenosine deaminase family protein
Exons: 1
Coding region: 256-1359 (367 amino acids)
Biological process (GO): adenine catabolic process; hypoxanthine salvage
Cellular component (GO): cytosol
Molecular function (GO): adenine deaminase activity
Source: RefSeq, a predicted model, not a curated record